Drosophila guanche is the source of this 1414-nucleotide messenger RNA. RefSeq names its product dihydroorotate dehydrogenase (quinone), mitochondrial (gene Dhod). Gene Ontology annotation, cellular component: cytoplasm; mitochondrial inner membrane. The record is from RefSeq and is a predicted model, not a curated record. Gene Ontology annotation, biological process: 'de novo' pyrimidine nucleobase biosynthetic process; pyrimidine ribonucleotide biosynthetic process. The coding region runs from base 137 to 1327 and encodes 396 amino acids. Gene Ontology annotation, molecular function: dihydroorotate dehydrogenase activity. NCBI's taxonomy places the organism in Eukaryota, Metazoa, Arthropoda, Insecta, Diptera, Drosophilidae. The transcript has 2 exons.
UCUUAACAAAACGCCAUUUUAAUCUUUCCGCUCCGCGAUUUCUUAACAAUAUUAACACAAGUGCAUACGCUCGAUUCUAUAUCGAUUAGGCAUCUUUCAACAAUUCGAUUGGUCACGAUCGAUUAAUCUGUGGGCGAUGGAGAAUGCUAAGAAAUUCAGUCGAAUGCGCUCGCUGGGAAUAGUCACGGUAGGGGCCAGCGCCUUGCUGAUGGGUAUUACGGCGUACAACAACAAGGACCGGUUUUUCCGCACUUUUGUUAUGCCGGUCGUGCGUCUGCUGCCGGCAGAGGCCAGCCACAACUUGGCUGUGUUGGCGUGCAAAUAUCGCGUUUAUCCAGUCUCCGACUACCAAGAUGACGUCAAUUUGAAUACCCACUUCUUCGGUCGUCUGCUGAGCAAUCCAAUUGGCAUCGCCGCUGGAUUUGACAAGAAUGCCGAGGCCAUUGCCGGCCUGAAAGAUUUAGGCUUUGGCUUUGUUGAGGUAGGCACUGUCACGCCCAACGCCCAGGAGGGAAAUCCGAAGCCUCGAGUGUUCCGCCUGUCUGAAGAUAAAGCCAUCGUAAAUCGUUAUGGAUUUAACAGUGAUGGCCACCAAGCUGUUCUCAAGCGACUAAGUGAGACGCGAAAACAGGAGAAUUUUAAUGCCGUAGUGGGCGUAAACUUGGGACGCAAUCGAGAUACCAUGACACCAGUCUCUGACUACGUGCAGGGAGUCAAGGUCUUUGGUCCCGUGGCGGACUACCUUGUAAUCAAUGUGAGCAGUCCCAACACGAAAGGGCUUAGGGAUAUGCAGAGUAAGGCGAAGCUGGCCGAGCUGCUCGAACAAGUGAACGAGGCGCGGUCGGGUCUGGAAAAGAAUCGUAAUGUCCCGAUCUUGCUCAAGCUGUCGCCGGACCUUGAGGUCUCAGACCUGAACGACAUAGUGGCCGUCAUUAAGCGCAAAAAGAGUCGCGUGGAUGGUCUCAUUGUGUCCAAUACGACAGUGUCGCGGGACAAUCUGCAGGACACCAAUUGGACCGCUGAGGCGGGCGGACUGAGCGGAGAACCACUCAAAGCGCGCUCCACAGAGAUGAUUGCCCAGAUGUACCAGCUCACCAACGGAAAAAUUCCCAUAAUUGGCGUUGGCGGCAUCUCGUCCGGGCAGGACGCGUAUCAGAAGAUUGAGGCAGGCGCUUCGUACGUCCAAAUCUACACUGCUCUGGUCUACGAAGGACCAUAUCUCGUUGAGCAGAUCAAGGACGAGCUCUCGAAACUAAUCACCGAAGGGGGACAUUCCAAUGUACAGGCAGUCGUUGGGACAAAGUCAAAGUCCUACCUACCCAAGUAAAAAACACAUUUUUAGGCACUAAGAAGGAAACAAUCGAAAUAUUCGUUUGGUUCUUGUAAACGCAAUUAAAACUCUUUAAGACAUCUA